GCCGCACUUGUUUUUCUCAGGAAUUCCUUCCAUCUUUUCCCCGCUGUCGAUCUUCCGUUGUGCGGAGGAGUCAUAACCUUUCCCGUCCUCCCUACAAUCAUUCCUCUACGCUUCCCCGACGAUGGCGGUAAAUAAGACGCGGCCUACCAGCCGUAUUGUCCCGGCUAUCCCUCUGGUAUUCGAAAAACGUCCGCAUACAACCAGGAAUUCCAUCUCUGGUUUGUCCACCGCGAGCAGUGCGGAGCUCCCCACCUCCGAGGGGCCACGAGCCGAUGACAAGCGAGCAGAGGUUGGGGAGGUUACAAAACAACGCAAAGAUCCGCCAACUGAGGCUCAGGGUGAGAGUGAUGCUUCUGCGGUAAAAGAGGAGGCUCUUGCUCCUCAACUAGAAUCGUCGCCCUCUCAUAGCCCAGAGAGGCGUGACUCCGGUAUCGCUUCCCGCCAGACCAGUUCGCCAGCCGCCCGAGAUAUCUCUACUACCACUCAGGACCAACAGGCGAUGCCUCAUUCCGGCAUACCGGUGACAAAUGGUGACAUCGAGGCUCCUGGCGCCGUGAACGGGAACCAUGGUCUCUCGAACGGAACCUCAGUGUUGCCUCCACCAGAAAUCCAACCCCCACACCAAGCUCCGAUGCAACACGAUCUUCCGCUUCGACGAUUCCAACCAGGAGGUCCACUGGUCUUUGGAGGCCGCCCCGAGUCUCCUCUCGAUCCAUCAUCGCUUCCACCGCCUCGAUUCACGAACAACCAUGUCUUCGCUCCAGCGUUUGUCCCGUCAUCAGCUCACGCACACCCAGUCAGUGCGAUACCCUCGGCAACGCCUAACGGGACCGUCUUGACUCCGACGUCUGUCCCGUUUAUACCAAAUAACGCCCUCAACUCUCCGACCGAACAAGAUGCCUUCGCUGGCGCUCCCAGGGGCGGAGGGGCGGUAGCGAGCCCCGCACACUCUCGCAAUGGAACACGGACGAUGUCCCCGCAGGAUGGAGGGUUUGCUGUGCCUCCGAUGCAGCCAUCGCCCGCGGAAAACUACACCGAUCUUUCUCUUCUGUAUCAGGACCAGGACAAGCACCGAUGGUCGAAUGGCUCCUCCAAGGAUGCCAUUGCGUACCCCGACCCGGCUCUGAACCAACUGGUGGCCGGACCUGGCGAAUAUUCGGAUAUGGAACAUAUGUCCCUCAUGCGUACCAGCAUCCUCAACAUGUUUGGCACCGAUGUGCUCGCCGACUAUAUCCUUAUCCUCCACGAUUCCCGCCUCGACCGCCUCUUCAUGACCUUCCCCGUCCACUCCAUCAUCAUCUCCCAAAGCCCCACCCUAUCCCGCCUUCUCCUCUCCCCCUCCCAAUCCUUCAACCCCUACGAGCGCAUGAAGGCCCUCCAUGCCACCCUCCACGACCCCUUCGUCACCCCCCACGCCUUCACCGACGCUCUCCGCUACGUCUACGGCGCCCGGCCCCUCACCCUCGACGACCUCUCCCGCACCUGGGACCCCUACGGCAACCUCCUCGAGCACACCGACACCCCCGAGGUCUUCUCCCGCUGCCUCGCUUACUUCGCCGCCGGCUACAUCCUCCAGCUCCCAUCCCUCUGCCACCACGGCCUGCACUACGCGCGCUCCCUGAUUGGUCCCGACACCCUCGCGAUGGCCUUCGACUUUGCCUACGCGCGCAAGGAUCCGACCCAAGGUUCCGGCCACGGCGGCUUCGCCUACGGCAUGUACAACAAGGACUUCCUCCUCGCCAUCAACGACUACCUCAUCGCACAUCUCCCCGCAGACCUGACGUUCGACGCCCAUGCCCCCGAACUGACCGGCAACAUGGAACGCUUCCCCUACCAUCAUCUCCACCAUGCCCGCUCGCGCAGCCGCAGCGUCCGCCCCGGAAUCCAAUUCGGGCAGGUCUCCGUUUCCCCCGACGGGAUCGUCCCCGCACCCUCGCCGACCGCGCUGUUCUCCUCCGUGCUGCUGACGAUCCCGUUCCGCACGCUGAGACAGGUGUUCGAGGCGCCGGCGUUCGCGAAGCGGGUGGGGAGUGAGCGGGCGCGGGGUUUGGCGGAGGUAGUGGUUGCAGAAAGGGAGAAGAGGAGGGUGGUGGCGAUGGGGUUGGUGGGGGUGGUGGAUCGAGAAUCUGGGAACGGCAUCGGGGGUGGGAGUGGGAAGGGUGGACAGAAGAAGAACGGACAGGGAGGGAAAGGGUCGCCCAGCGAUACGGUGCGGUUGAGCGAGCGGGUGGAAGUGCGAGACGGAGGGUUUAUCUUGACGAGGCGGGAGUGAAUGUGUGUUGAUGUUUCCGAUGUAUGGGUGCUUUAAGCGCGUGUCACGACCGGUAUGACGAGCGAGAUCUGUUGGAAUCCCUCUGUCCUUUUUUUCCUCUUUGUUUACACGGGUUGAUUUGCAUCGCGGCUUGGGCGCUAUGCGACAUGAUGACGAGCCAUGGUCAUGCGAUGAAAACUACAUUCUGCUAUCGGUAUCAUCAAAAUCCGGGGACGGGUAUGUGUUUUCACUGAAAAAAUUAUGUGACAGCGUCAAAUCGCUGUAGAUAGAUUCGUUAUGUGUGUUUAAUAGCGAAAAAUUCAUGGUUAUAACGUUCUUUGCUGAGCUAGAUUAGUG
This is a messenger RNA of Eremomyces bilateralis CBS 781.70, 2608 nucleotides long. RefSeq lists its product as uncharacterized. The transcript has a single exon. The record is from RefSeq and is a predicted model, not a curated record. Lineage: Eukaryota; Fungi; Ascomycota; Dothideomycetes; Eremomycetales; Eremomycetaceae. The coding region runs from base 122 to 2272 and encodes 716 amino acids.